UCUAAAAACAAAGUUGAUAUAAUUCAAGUAAAUUAAUUAAGUCAAAACUUAAAAAAAAAGAAUCACUGCAAACAAAAUUCAAUGCAAAAAUCCUCAAAAAUAAAUAAAAUUCCAAUAACCAAAAAAAAAAACAAGCAUUGGAAUACGUUUAACACUUUCGUAACUUUCCCCCCACACAUAUACACACACUUGUACAUUGACGGCGAGUGCAGCCUGGAAACAUGCCGAACCGAAGAUGGGCACCACAAGUCCAACCGGUACCGUUGGUGCUGGACGCUCAAUUGUCGCCACGCAGCCAACCGCUGGCGCUGGUGGUCUGCCAUCACCUCCACCAUCGCUGGCAUCAACAGCAAUAGCAACCGGUAAGCCAGUGCCUGGCUCAACAUUGCGCUGCCUCGAUGACCCCAUCUUCGAUGUGGACAUUGGCCAUUUGGGUGGUGGAGGUGGUGGUGUUGGUGGUGUCAGCGCUGGUGGCGGUGGCAACACUUCGUCAUCGUCCACGUCGACCACCACGGCGGUGACAGCACGCACCACAGCGAACGAUGUGCUAGAAAAGGCUCGUGACCGUUUCGAUCGCUUCUGGGGCGGCAGCAAGGAGGAGCAUGUUUAAGUUGACGCUUGUUCGAAACCAAUUACAAUGAAACAAUGUUCAUUCCAAAUGAAAGACGCUGGUCGAAAUGAUGUUGGUGAUGAUGUUGAUUAUUUUGAUGAAAAUGUAAUUGCUAUUAAAGCAACGUAGGCCGCACUGAGGUUAGAGUUUUGAGGUAGACUGCAUGAAGUUCAGCUGAGAUUUUUAUACUCAACGACAGACAGCCGGUUAGUCAAAUUCAUUAAAUAACUUUUAUAAUAAUUGCAAUAACAACUAAUUACUAUUAAAAUGUGUAACACAAAGUGAAUAUGUAACAACAAAAGCAAAUAUAACAAAUAAGUGAACAGAAAAAUCAGAAACACGAAACAUAAGUGUGAAAAAAACUAGCAUAGAAUAAAACAAACAAGACAAGCAGAUAUGUAAUAAAAGUUUUUAGUGCAAAGUACUUGCAUGAAAGGCAUAGCAAUAAUAUGAAAAUCUAAGUAUGCAGUGUGUCAAACUAAAUACCUUCACACACACACACACACAUACACGCAACCACAUAAACUCUUACUACAGCGCAAAUUACACGCAAGCAAACACUGCGUUAGCGUUGCGCUCUUUAAGGCCACACCAAUUGACACACUCGCGCUAUAAGCCACGACAACAUUAGAAAAUCUAGAUAUUUUAUUAAAUUAACAAAUCAAAUCCUGUCAUAUAUAACUAAAUAGUUUAAUCAAAUGCAUAUGUAUGUGUUGGAAUAGUUCAUUGAAAAAGACACAGGGUGGCAGGAUUUCAAUUCAUAGUUUUUACUAAGUCUACACACAGCUAAAUGAAAGAUGUUUUUAAAUUAAGUGUUUUCCAAUUAAGUCAUAAGCAAAAAACUGUUGAAACACCAAACUGAAGAUACCAAACAAUAAGCUUUGAUGUCGCUUCAUAAGCUUAACUGAUAACUGAUGAUAACUUCAGAUUAUUUCAGCGGUGAAGGACAUUUUGUUGCGAAAGAAUAAAAUUUAUUCUGAGCGAAAGAGUGGACAUUAAUUGUUUAGUAUAUACAGUUUAAAUUUUGAAAUUAACCAGAGCUAUUAGUUGGAAUUUUUUAAGCUUUGUUAAUGAAACUGUUGAGAAUCUUAACAAUUUUCGCCGAUAUUAUCGAACGUUUUUUGAAGGAACAAAAUGAGCAUGAAAAAUAUUACAUAAAAUUUAAAUUAAUUUAUUUAUUAAGUCGUGUUUGCCACUUAAUUCGCGGUAAAUUUCAUUAAGUAAAUUGUAGCAAUUAAAGCUGUUGAUUUCUUUUCGUCGAUAAUUUAGUAGAAUUUAAAAAUAAUUUUUUUUUCAAGAGACUCAAAUGCACUCGACUGAAAGAUACUACGUUAAAUGUGUAUUAAUUUCAUUAAUUAGCAAUUUAAAUUGUAUUGAAAUUGUCAAUUUGUAUUGAAUAAUUAUGAAUAUUAAUCCCUAUGUUUGCGUUUCUUUGAUUUAUUUACAUCAGGUUUAACAAAAUUUCAGUACAACUUUUCUGACAUGCCUGAAUCACCAAAACUAUGUAUAACUACAUACAUAUGUAUACUAUGUAUGUAUAAGUACUACUAGAAAUUUCGGAUAUCGUAGCAAAAACCAACAAAGAGGCUUGACUUCCAAAAUACUGCUUUUAAGAAAUAUUUGUUAAUCAAACUUAGGAAAUAAAGGCAAUUUUAAGGGAAUUUAAAAUUUAUGUGACUGCGCGGUUUACAACUUUUUUUUUCAUGGUAUUACAUAUAACACAAAGGCAUUCAUUUUAAAUAGAUAUGCGUUCAAUUGUUCAUUAUCAUUAUCUUUUAUCAACUUUGGGCAUUUUAUGUGAUGUAGUUUUUAAAUAUUUAUAGAAAAUCCGAAUCUAAGAAUUUCCUUCAGUCAAGGUCUCUUUCAAAUUGAGUUUCUUAUGUACCCAUUCCGAUUAUAUGACAAAUUGCCAGACAGCAGGCGAGUUCGAUAAGAGCAAGCUUUUACUCCGAUUGCAAGCAAUAUAUUUUAAAAAUAGCCACCGUUAUUAGUGGUUAAAUCCUCAAUUGUUAAAACUCUGCAAAGAUUAUUCUUCUAGAAAAUCGUAAAGCGCUCAAUUGGAAAUCAAUUCUAAGGCAUAGAGCCAAAGUUUUCUGAUAUUUUAGUAUUGCUUAGAAGAGUAAUGAUCUUACGUAAUAGUUUAUAAUGAGAUUAACCAUUAACUGAAAAAAGAAAAAUAUUUGAAAAAUACUUGGAAACUGACAUUUUGUUAAAGAGAGUGUAGUUUCUGCAGAGAAUUGUUUCCUCUUCAACAGUUUAUUUCCACGUAGAUAAAAAAAGUAAAAAAGUUGAGUCAUUCCAGAAGAGAAGAUAGGUUCGACAUUAUUAAAAUUUUUAAUCGAAAUUUCAGAUUCAAGUUCGAAAAAUCCACUCAUUGUUCUUAUUAAGUGUGAAAUUUAUACAAAAACUCUUUGUGAUUAAUUUUUCGUAAAUCAACACCCAUGAAGCAGAAAAUUUUAUUUUUUUGUUAAACUUCAGGCGUGCAGUAAAAUGGAAACUGAAAACUAACUAAAUGUUUGGGGAAUAUAAACUCAGCAUAUAUAUGUAUAUUUAGAAAAUGUGUUCAAUUGUCUAAGAACUCAUUAAUAAUAAGCUCAAUACGCAUGUACUUAUAUAUGUAUGACUCUAAAAUAGUUGUCUUUAAUUUAUAAUAUUUUUGGUAAAUUAAUUAAAUGUAUGCCAAUGCGAAAUAUUUCUUUUGCAGCUUAAGACAAAUAUAAAGACAAAUUGAAUUUGUGCGCAAAACAAGGAAGUUUUUAUUGUUAGUUAGAGAAGCAAGAGAGUAGGAAGACGUAAUUAUUGAGAGGCUUUAUUUUAAGUUUGAACUAACUCGAUUUUUGUUUUUUAUAGAGAAGAAUUAGUAAACAUUUAGAUAAUUUUUAUAUUAUUUUGUAGCCAUAUUAUU
Bactrocera tryoni is the source of this 3515-nucleotide messenger RNA. RefSeq lists its product as uncharacterized. The record is from RefSeq and is a predicted model, not a curated record. NCBI's taxonomy places the organism in Eukaryota, Metazoa, Arthropoda, Insecta, Diptera, Tephritidae. Bases 236 to 610 code for a protein of 124 amino acids. The transcript has a single exon.